Messenger RNA from Closterium sp. NIES-65, 417 nucleotides. The record is from the annotation of a GenBank genome assembly. Lineage: Eukaryota; Viridiplantae; Streptophyta; Zygnematophyceae; Desmidiales; Closteriaceae.
AUGGGCGCCUAUCUCUAUGGGCGCCUAUCUCUAUGGGCGCCUAUCUCUAUGGGCGCCUAUCUCUAUGGGCUCCUAUCUCUAUGGGCGCCUAUCUCUAUGGGCGCCUAUCUCUAUGGGCGCCUAUCUCUAUGGGCGCCUAUCUCUAUGGGCGCCUAUCUCUAUGGGCGCCUAUCUCUAGGGGCGCCUAUCUCUAGGGCGCCUAUCUCUAGGGGCGCCUAUCUCUAUGGGCGUCUAUCUCUAUGGGCGCCUUUCUCUAUGGGCGCCUAUCUCUAUGGGCGCCUAUCUCUAUGGGCGCCUAUCUCUAUGGGCGCCUAUCUCUAUGGGCGCCUAUCUCUAUGGGCGCCUAUCUCUAUGGGCGCCUAUCUCUAUGGGCGCCUAUCUCUAGGGGCGCCUAUCUCUAGUGGCGCCUAUCUCUAG